Molecule: messenger RNA, 1995 nt
Organism: Dimorphilus gyrociliatus
Lineage: Eukaryota; Metazoa; Annelida; Polychaeta; Dinophilidae
Source: the annotation of a GenBank genome assembly
AUAUUGAGCAUAGGCCCCGCUACCUCUCACAAUAUAAGAAAUAGAUAUCGUUAAAAACUCUUAUAUUUUCAAUCAAUAUUUUCGUAAUUCAGAGAUUAAUAUCAAUUAUCCAUGGCUGAAACCAAUGUCAUUAAAUUUGGUGUUAUUGCUGUUAGUGAUAGAGGAUAUUCUGGAGAGCAUACAGAUAAGAGUGACAUAAUCUGUUCAUUAUUAACUGGUCAAAAGCUAUUGUCAAAUGUUGAAUGUCAAGUUACGCGAAGAAAUAUUGUAAAAGACAACUUCGAAGAUAUAAAACAAAACUUAAUGCAGUGGUGUGAUGAAGAUGAAGUAAAUAUCUUGUUAACGGUUGGCGGUACGGGUUUUGCCGCAAGAGAUGUGACGCCUGAAGCAACUAAAGCUGUUAUUGAAAAGGAAACUCCUGGUAUUAGUUUGGCUCUUUUGAGUGAAUCGCUUAAAAUAACUUGUAUGGCAAUGCUAUCAAGGCUUUGCUCUGGAAUUAGAAAAAGAACUUUAAUAAUCAAUCUUCCUGGAAGCCUCAAAGGAUCACAGGAGUGUUUGAAAAUAGUUGCUCCGGUUUUAAAACACGCUGUUCAAUUGCUAACGGAUGAUAAGAUUGGUUCUGAAAAGAUUCACAAAGAUAUGGGAAGUGACCAGCACCAACACCACCACCAUCAUCAUCAAGAGCUCGAGACGCUCGUCUCAGCUGUUUGGCCUGAUAACGUAGCUCUUAGGCCAAGGAAAUCUCCCUACCCCAUGAUUAGUGUUGAGGAGGCUUUGUCAAAGGUUUUAGAACAAGUUGAGCUCUUACCUACUGAGACAGUCAAUUAUAAAAAUGCGCUCCAUAGAAUCGUUGCAGAGGAUGUUUUGGCCAAAGAUGCUUUACCGCCUUAUCCAGCCUCAAUCAAGGACGGUUAUGCGUGUAUCUCUUCUGAUGGUGCUGGCCAUAGAUUGGUUUUGGGAGAUUCAACCGCUGGCUCUGCAUCUGAGCACAAAGUUGUACCCGGUUAUUGUGUUAGAAUAAGCACUGGAGCUCAAAUUCCUGUCGGCGCGGAUUGCGUUAUUGAAGUAGAGAGUACCAAACUCGUAAAAGAUGCAAAUGCUGGUAAAGAAGAGUUAGAGAUUGAAAUCUUGACACCUCCGAAACCAGGUCAAGAUAUAAGGCCCAUAGGAUUCGAUAUACCGAAAAACGAGAUAAUUCUGAGAAAAGGCAAUCACUUGGGUCCAUCAGAACUUGGCCUCUUGGCUACUGUUGGAGUAACUGAGGUGCAAUGCUUUAAGCAGCCUCGAAUUGGCGUUAUGUCUACAGGGAAUGAGCUAUUGGAACCUGAGGAGAGCUUAAAACCAGGCAAAAUUCGUGAUAGUAAUAGAACAACUUUAAAAGCAGCUGUAAUGAAUGAGGGAAUCCAGCCAGUAUGUCUUGGAGUUGCCAAGGAUACGGCUACAGAUCUACUUAAGCAGCUGCAUCAAGCUUUUAAAACUGUAGACGUCGUUAUAACGUCUGGAGGAAUUUCUAUGGGUGAAAAGGAUUUGUUAAAAGACGUUCUGAAAGCAGACUUUAACGCCAUAAUUCAUUUUGCAAGAGUGUUUAUGAAGCCAGGAAAGCCAACAUGCUUUGCUACUUUGAUGCAUGAAGGGAAAAAGAAGUUAAUUUUCUGUCUACCAGGAAAUCCAGUAUCGGCCAUUGUCACCUUCAAUCUGUAUAUCGUUCCUGCUCUUAAGAAAAUGUCUAAUGAUAAUUCUUUUAUGAGACCGGUGAUUAAAGCGAGGAUUGCAUCCGAUAUUAAAUUGGAUCCGCGUCCAGAAUAUCAUAGAGGUAUCUUAAGUUGGACGAAUGAAGAUUUUCCAUCGGUCGUAAGUACUGGAAAUCAAAUGAGCAGUAGACUUUUAAGUAUGAAAAGCGCUAAUUGCCUAAUCAAAUUACCUUCAAAGAGUGAUGACAUGAAUAUGAUAAAAAGAGGAACUUUAGUUGACACUAUUAUAAUAAGUCGUGUUUAG